Molecule: messenger RNA, 1197 nt
Organism: Penicillium samsonianum
Lineage: Eukaryota; Fungi; Ascomycota; Eurotiomycetes; Eurotiales; Aspergillaceae
Product: metal-dependent hydrolase family protein
Exons: 2
Coding region: 1-1197 (398 amino acids)
Molecular function (GO): hydrolase activity, acting on carbon-nitrogen (but not peptide) bonds
Source: RefSeq, a predicted model, not a curated record
AUGGAUAUGUCGCGAGUUAUCAAACCCUGGAAGCUCAACCCUCAAAGAAACUUGGUCUUUGUGAAUGCAACCAUUGUUGACCCAGCCGAGGGCAAAUUGUUCCCAAAUACUACAGUCCGAAUCUCAGAAGACAAGAUCAUUCAAAUCUUCACAGACGGUUCAAUUACCGCCACAGAUAAUCUCCAAGAAGAAAAUGUGAUCGACCUGAGCGGAAAAUACUUGUGUCCGGGUUUGAUCGACUGCCAUGUCCACGUCGCAGUAGUUCCCGGCGAAGCCGAUCUACGAGCCUACAAAGACAUGACCGAGCAAAUUAGUCUUCUGCGGCAGCCAUACGUGCUCAAAUCCAUGCUAGACCGCGGCUUCACCUCAAUCCGCGACUGUGGCGGCGCAAGUCUCGCGAUCAAGGAAGCCGUCGAGGAAGGUGUGAUCCCAGGCCCUCGUCUCUUCAUCGCUGGACAUGCACUCUCCCAAACCGGCGGACACGGCGACUUGCGUGGGUCCCACGACACCCAGCUCUGCUGCGGCGGCUCCAUCUCCGGAAUUAGCAGGAUUAUUGACAGCCCAGCGGAGUGCUAUAGAUAUGCACGCGAGGAGCUGCGUCAGGGAGCGGACUUUAUCAAGAUCAUGGGUGGCGGUGGUGUUGCCAGCCCUACGGACCGGGUUGAGCAUGUACAGUUUUCGGAUGAGGAGAUUAGGGCUAUAGUCACUGUUGCGCGGAACGCGGGCACAUAUGUCACGAGUCAUAGUUACACACCGCGGGCGAUUCAGCAGGCUAUCAAGCUCGGCAUGAUGGCUGAGAUGGAUGUUUUCUUGACUCCGACGCUCAUUACACAUGUCAUGUCUAAGCAGAUGAAUUUCCUGCCUGCUGAUGGCGCUGCUAAGAAUGAGGAGGUUCUUGAGAAGGGAUUGGAGACAAUGAAGAUGGCUGUCGAUGCGGGUGUCACCGUCUGCUUUGGGACUGAUCUUCUUGGUCCGAUGCAUUUUGCCCAGAGCAAGGAGUUUUCGGUGCGCAGUUCGGUUUUGACUCCAUUGCAGAUUCUGCGCAGUGCUACUGUCAAUGCCGCUCGUCUUGUUAUGCAGGAAAAUCCGUUGAAGGAUAUCACCAUUCUGGAUCGAGUGGAGGAGCACCUUCUAGCUGUGAUCAAGGAUGGGAGGGUUGCCACUUCACGGUGGGACAAAAUCAAGGUAGAUCUUUGA